AGGCGAGAGGCGCGCAGCUGGACCGGGAGCCUCGGGCAACCGGACCGGUUGGCACUGGGACGAUAUUAACGCGCGGCCGCCGGCCACCAUGCUCCAGCGGUGCGGCCGGCGCCUGCUGCUGGCGCUGGUGGGCGCGUUGCUGGCUUGUCUCCUGGUGCUCACGGCCGACCCGCCACCGACUCCGGUGCCCGCUGAGCGCGGACGGCGAGCGCUGCGUAGCCUGGCAGGCUCCUCCGGGGCGGCUCCGGCUCCAGGGUCCAGGGCGGCCGUGGAUCCCGGAGUCCUCGCCCGCGAGGUGCAUAGCCUCUCUGAGUACUUCAGUCUACUCACCCGCGCGCGCAAAGACGCGGAUCCACCGGCCGGGGUCGCUUCUCGCCAGGGCGACAGCCACCCGCGUCCCCCCGCCGAGGUUCUGUCUCCCCACGACGUCUUCAUCGCAGUCAAGACUACGAGAAAGUUUCACCGCGCGCGGCUCGACCUGCUGUUCGAGACCUGGAUCUCGCGCCACAAGGAGAUGACGUUCAUCUUCACAGAUGGGGAGGAUGAAGCUUUGGCCAAGCUCACAGGCAAUGUGGUACUCACCAACUGCUCCGCGGCCCACAGCCGCCAGGCUCUGUCCUGCAAGAUGGCUGUGGAGUAUGACCGUUUCAUUGAGUCGGGGAAGAAGUGGUUCUGCCACGUGGAUGAUGACAACUACGUCAACCUCCGGGCGCUGCUGCGGCUGCUGGCCAGCUAUCCCCACACCCAAGACGUGUACAUCGGCAAGCCCAGCCUGGACAGGCCCAUCCAGGCCACAGAACGGAUCAGCGAGCACAAAGUGAGACCGGUCCACUUUUGGUUUGCCACCGGAGGAGCUGGCUUCUGCAUCAGCCGAGGACUGGCCCUAAAGAUGGGUCCAUGGGCCAGUGGGGGACACUUCAUGAGCACAGCAGAGCGCAUCCGGCUCCCAGAUGAUUGCACCAUUGGCUACAUUGUAGAGGCUCUGCUGGGUGUGCCCCUCAUCCGGAGCGGCCUCUUCCACUCCCACCUGGAGAAUCUGCAGCAGGUACCCACCACCGAGCUUCAUGAGCAGGUGACCCUGAGCUAUGGCAUGUUUGAGAACAAACGGAACGCAGUGCAUAUCAAGGGACCGUUCUCCGUGGAGGCUGACCCGUCCAGGUUCCGCUCUAUCCACUGCCACCUGUACCCGGACACACCCUGGUGUCCCCGCACCGCCAUCUUCUAGCAGUCGUGGUUGAGACCCUGUCCCUGGGCGCCCCUGGUAUCCAAAGGGCCCAGGGACCCCCUUGUUGUAUGUCCUGGCCUUGGUGUCUGAGGCUCUUCAGGGCUAUGUGUAUGUGUGUGUAUGUCUAUAUUUGUGUGUUUGUGUGGCGUGCCCACCCGUGUUGCAGACUGCUGGGCAGUCGUGUUCUUCAGGGAGUGGCAGGUCUGUCCCUAACUACUCUACACUCUGAGAGCCACUCCGAGGGCAGGUCUGUGGGUUCUGUGUUUGGAUCUCUGCAGUGGGGUGGGUGAGAAGCCUCGGGGCUCCCCUCGGGGGGUCCAUGGGUGCCGACCUGUAGCACAGUCUCUUAUGUUGGGGUGCUACCCUACCUGGAACCUUCCCUGACAGCUGAGCUGUGCCCAGUCCUAGGGAAGCUGGUUUGGAUCGUAAAGACCUGGGCCCCUCGUGAGCUCUGGCCCGGGCGCUGCCUGUGGCCAUUUUGGUGACCAGUGCUCUCCUCCCUGCCCUCCAGGGUGGAGGUGAAGCCUUUGGCCCGCCCUCUGAUGUCCUAUCUUUGUCUCCCACACCAGUGGGAUUCAGAGCUAUGAAUUUUAUCUCCUCUCCAAAGUAGAGAGAAAGUCGCCCAUAGUGGGUGUGCCUGUACAUAUUGUGACAGUAUUUUUUUACUGUGCUGUUUCUUGAAAGGGGAGGGGUGGGCGUGAAAGGAGGGGGGGCGGUUGUUUUCUGGGGUGGGCUGGAGAGGGUCUUAUUUUAUCUUUUCUGUGGAUCAGAAAAAAGUGGAAGCCAGACAGGCUUGGUCUCUGGAAAGCUGAACAAUGAGUGCCUUAGUUACUGUAUUUAUGCCUUCCAGUAUCUGGAAUCCUGCUUCCCCACUCCCCCGCCCCCAUCCUCCCCAGUACCCCAAGGCUCACCUCUCUCCACCCCCGCCCCCACCCCACUCCACCCCCUACCCCAUGGGCUGUAUGCUGUGUUCUUUUUGCAAAGACCUUAGCUAGGCAAGCUAACGAUGAUAAGGGAAAAGCUCUCAGGGAAUCGAUGUGUUGUUGCCAUGGUGACGUCCUUCCUCUGAAUAAAGGUGCUCUUUGCAGCAACCCAA
This is a messenger RNA of Mastomys coucha (southern multimammate mouse), 2321 nucleotides long. RefSeq names its product LFNG O-fucosylpeptide 3-beta-N-acetylglucosaminyltransferase (gene Lfng). The coding region runs from base 89 to 1225 and encodes 378 amino acids. Gene Ontology annotation, cellular component: Golgi membrane. Lineage: Eukaryota; Metazoa; Chordata; Mammalia; Rodentia; Muridae. Gene Ontology annotation, biological process: regulation of Notch signaling pathway; pattern specification process. Gene Ontology annotation, molecular function: O-fucosylpeptide 3-beta-N-acetylglucosaminyltransferase activity. The record is from RefSeq and is a predicted model, not a curated record. The transcript has 8 exons.